AUUUUGUAGUGACUGACACUUUCCAUCAAUUCUAUGAAGAAAUCAAGAAAUCCACAGAAAAUGAGCAGCAAAAUCAGGAGAUGAAAAAUAAAUCACAUGAUAAAAAUUUGGAAUUUUUCGGCAGGGAUAUGAAUUAGUGCGUAGCCGCGUAGGAGCUACUAAUUUUCAAGCAAUAUGUCCAUAAUUUGUGACAAGUGACAACUAUAAGAACUGCAUUUAACUUGAAGUUGCGUUGUUCAGAUAAAAGAUGGAAAAUGAAGAACAGAAUAAAGAUAUUGCAACUAAAAUUGCUGGAGACAAGUAUAGGUCUAUCUUAACUGAGGAAGCAGAAAAUAAGGACAUCCAUUGGAGACAUGGUGGUCCUCCUAUAUUUGAUGCUGUUAAUAAGCUCUUUGAAGAAGGAAGAACAAAGGAAUGGCCAAAAGGAUCACUGGAAGAGGCAGUUCAAAAUGCAAUCAAGUCAUGGGAAAUGGAGCUUUCCCAUAAAACCCACUUGCGAGACUUCAAAACUAUUAGUCCUGACAAGUUCAAGCUCUUUGUCAAUGGAAGAGAAGGAUUAACAGGGGAAGAAGUGUUAAAGCUUGGGAGCUACAAUGCCUUGUUGAAGACUUCACUACCAGAAGAAUAUCAGCCAUAUUACAAUGCAGAAGAAGAGAGUUUCGAAUCGUCACACGACGCAUUUCAAUCAGCGUUUCCUCGAGGAUUUGCGUGGGAAGUAAUCUCUGUGUAUUCAGGACCUCCUGUUAUUGCUUUCAAGUUUAGACACUGGGGUUACUUUGAAGGCCCUUAUAAAGACCAUGCUCCUACCGGAGAAAUGGUCCAGUUUUUUGGCCUCGGUAUUCUUAAGGUGGAUGAAUCGAUGAGAGUAGAGGAGGUUGAGAUCUAUUAUGAUCCUGGAGAGCUGUUUGCUGGCCUUUUAAAGGGUACCCGUCAUCAGGAUACUGCUGGUACUAAAUCUGUGGAUCCUAAGAAUACACUGAAAUGCCCAUUAACUAAAAUGGCAAAGAAUGGCUAGACAUCUACUUGUUAGAUUUCUAAAGUUGAAGUAGAGGAUUUAGACAAUUAGACUCAUUGAAGAAGAGAUACAAUUAAGUGGAGGAAACCCGGCCUCUUCUUCAGGUUGUCUCUCGAGCUUCGCCAUUCCCCUCCUCUAUCGGGGGAUACCAUGAAUGUUCUUGUUCAUGGUAAGCCUAUUUUUUCUCUUUUAUUUUUAGUUUGUUUUCUUGUUUUCUUUUUCUUGUUAUGAGAGUUUUUUUUUCUUCUUUCUUGUGGAGGUUAAUAUCUUAUCCUCGUCUGUAGGAGUUGUAAGUAUCGUCGGUGGUGUUUUUAGACUUUUUAGUCUGUGGAACUUGGAGUUUUAAUUUGAAUAUUGUAUUUAUUGUUUUAAGAUCAAGAAUGUCAAUUCCGAUUGCAAUUUA
Molecule: messenger RNA, 1418 nt
Organism: Beta vulgaris subsp. vulgaris (sugar beet)
Lineage: Eukaryota; Viridiplantae; Streptophyta; Magnoliopsida; Caryophyllales; Amaranthaceae
Product: pathogen-related protein
Exons: 4
Coding region: 248-1015 (255 amino acids)
Source: RefSeq, a predicted model, not a curated record